This is a messenger RNA of Syngnathoides biaculeatus (alligator pipefish), 2811 nucleotides long. RefSeq names its product gastrula zinc finger protein XlCGF57.1-like. Gene Ontology annotation, molecular function: RNA polymerase II cis-regulatory region sequence-specific DNA binding; DNA-binding transcription factor activity, RNA polymerase II-specific. Gene Ontology annotation, biological process: regulation of DNA-templated transcription. Lineage: Eukaryota; Metazoa; Chordata; Actinopteri; Syngnathiformes; Syngnathidae. The record is from RefSeq and is a predicted model, not a curated record. The coding region runs from base 156 to 2087 and encodes 643 amino acids. The transcript has 4 exons.
CAGCUCCCCUUGGGGUCUUGUUCGUUUCGCUUACAGUUCAGCUGUUAAAACAAACAAAAUAAUAAAUUAACGGACGCAAUUGCUGAGAUUUAUAGCCUUGAGUGAAGAAUGGAAACGGUCUGUAUGGAUAACGUAGCUGCAAGUAAAAGUUCUCGAUGUAUCCAAAAUUUCAAACCCUGGUUUCUGGAAAACAGAAGCGUAUCUCACAGAUGAGUCAUCUGAAAAGGAGGGACAGCGUCCUCGAUGGCGCCGCAGCCUUGCGGUCGUGCGUUGCCAUGGAAACGUCUGCCCCAUCUCCCAAAAAAACAGCGGCGAAGAAGAAAAAGGCGGAAGUCAGGGUGGAUUCAAGGCAACACAAAGACAGUGUCACGGCGACUAGAACAAUGGCGUCGUUCGAGGCGAACAUGCGACGAGGAAAACAACUGGAAACUGAUGGCGGAAAUGGCAUUGUGUUGUACAGUAAAGACCUCCAGGAUGUGACUGCUCAUCAAGAAGAAAAUCCCUCUCAGCCUCCGUGGCCGAGCUCCAUACUUGAGUUGGAGGAUGCAAUGAUUCCACAGCAUCCACAUAUUAAAGAGGAAGAGACUGUCUUUGAUGUCAGCAAGUUGCCAAAGACUGGUGUCUCCGUUAAGAAUGAAGAUGAUCAUGAAGAACCACACAAAUUUUCACAGCUUCAUCAACACAGCUCGUGUGGUGGAGACCACUGUGGGGGACCACCACCAGACAAAGUCCUAGCGCCACUGUCAGACAGUGACGACAUGGAAGAAGCUUUGAGGAGUGACACGGAUUGUGAGGGUUACCACAAUCCAUUAAAAUCAUCUGAAAAGAAGACAACUCUCGGCAACAAGGAAACCUCACAAAUACGUAAACAACAUGUUACCUGUUCCGUCUGUGGUAAAAUUUACAUUACAAAUCACAUGAUUAGACACGUGAGAACAGAUACAGGAGAAAACUCCUUUAUCUGUUCAUUGUGUGGUAAAACAUUCACUGUGAAGUCAAACCUGGUAUCACACAUGAGAACACACAUAGGAGAGAAACCAUUGUGUUGCUCAACUUGCGGUAAAAAGUUCACUCUAAACCCAAACAUGGUAAAACACAGGAAAACACACACAGGAGAAAACCACUUUCACUGCUCAGUGUGUGAUAAUACAUUCUCUCAUAAAUCAUACACGGUAUCACACACGAGAACCCACACAGGAGAAAAACCCUUCUGUUGCUCAAAAUGUGGUAAAACAGUGACGCUGAAGUCAGACAUGGUUAAACACAUGCGAACGCACACAGGAGAAAAACCAUAUCAUUGCCCAUUGUGCGAAAAAACAUUCAGUCAAACAUCUCAUGUGGUCACACACAUGAAAAUACACACUGGAGAAAAAACAUUUUGCUGCUCAAUUUGUGGGAAAACAUUCACUCAAAAGCGACUGAUGGCGGCACACGGGAGGACACACACAGGAGAAAAACCAUUUAGUUGUUUAGUUUGUGGUAGAUCAUUCUCUCAAAAGCCAAACAUGGUAGCACAUAUGAGAAUACACACGGGAGAAAAACCUUUUAGUUGUUCAGUCUGUGAUAAAACAUUUUCUCAAAAACAAAAUCUGGUCUCACACACGAGGAUACACAAAGGAGAAAGACCUUUUAGUUGUUCAGUUUGUGGUAAAACAUUCUCUUUAAAACAAAAUCGUGAAACGCACAUGAGAACACACACGGGUGAAAAACCAUUUAGUUGCUCAUUGUGCGCUAAAACGUUCUCGCAAAAGGUCGGCAUGAUAGCACACAUGAGAGCACACACGGGAGAGAAAGCGUUUUCUUGCUCCGUUUGUGGUCUGUCAUUCUCUUUAAAACAUAAUCUAGUAACACACAUGAGAACACACACGGGAGAAAAGCCAUUUAUUUGCUCAGUGUGUGGCGAAAGCUAUGCUCAUAGGACCAGUUUAACUGUACACAUGCGGACGCACAACAACAGAGAAAAAAACAUUAUAAGUAGCCUCCCUACAAUAUCACGGCAUGUCAAGUCGACCUCAUAUUCUUUGAAUCAAAUUUCCCCUCCCAAGGAACAAAUUUCAAUGUCCUCGAAUGUUCGUAUCCCCCCAUAAAAUAAAUACAAUGUCCAACCCGUGACAAUUUUAUCCUAGAAAAAUAACUUUACAGAUGUUUUUGAAAAAUUCACCAGCAACAGCAAAAACAGUCACACGCAGGAAAGACUAAUUUCUGCUCAUAUAAAUCCCUCCAUGCAUCCAUUUUCUUCCACACUUGUAGGCUCGUGUUGCUUUUUCUUUUCUGCACCUCAGUGGUUCCUUAGUGUGCAUUGUUCGAGUUGUUCAUUUGUUGUUUCUGUGACGUCCUAUUUCAGACAUUUUCUUCCUUGCAUUUGAAAAUCAACUUCAAUUUGCAGAGUUCGAUAUUAAGUAAUUUAUCAAAAAUUUAACUGAAAAUAUGUUUUCUUGCUUAUCCACUGAUGAAGUUUGGGAAAAUAUCUACACCCCUUUUUGCGAAAAAACAUUGGCCUAUAAAGGUGAAGCAGAGAGUGAACAGUAAACAACAACAAUAACUGUAAAGAACACUUUCUUCAAGUGAAUUAAGCUCAUCAGAAAAUAAAAUAACCUUUACAAACAAACUUUACAAGUGUCAAAGUAAAUCUUUUUAACUUACCUGUGGAAUGUUUUCUCACAGCCACGAAACUGGCAAUUAACGCACAGGUCACAUGGCUGUUUUGGGAGUAUCAGGAUGGUGGAUGGCGAUUUCAGUUUUGGUGGCCAAUGAGCGAUCCAGCCUCUUUUUUUUUUUAGAUCCGUGGCCUAUUCACCGCAGCACCUCAAG